This is a messenger RNA of Frankliniella occidentalis (western flower thrips), 4979 nucleotides long. RefSeq names its product neurotactin (gene Nrt). NCBI's taxonomy places the organism in Eukaryota, Metazoa, Arthropoda, Insecta, Thysanoptera, Thripidae. The coding region runs from base 354 to 3005 and encodes 883 amino acids. The transcript is spliced from 13 exons. The record is from RefSeq and is a predicted model, not a curated record.
AGGCUUGUCUGUCUGUCAGAUCGGUUCAGUUGAGAGAGGAGUCUGUUGUCGGUUGAGUCCCUCCGCGUGCGAGUAGCUUGUUUGGAGCGGGUGACAGUUGUCGUUUCGCGACGGUGCUGGAGGCCGAGUAGCGCACGCCCCUUUGCACGUCGACGGCGACGUGAGUGGCCGCGGACGCAGUCAGGAUCGCGACGACGUCCCCGCUGACUCUCCGUAGCGCGUCGUAACGGACUUUCUUCAGCUGGCGGUGCUCUCAAACUUCACUCCUUUUUUUUGGUCGCCGCUUUGUCGGCCACAGUGAGGCCGCUUGUGCAUCGUCUCUGCAGACUUGAAGAGACAACGAGGAGCCGACCAUGAGCGGUGUCGAGGUAGAGAAGCAGGAGAAGACGGAGAAAGAGGAGAAGACUGAAGACAAGAAGGAGAUUGAAGAGGAGGAGAGGGAGAAAAUGCUGAACGAGGAGAACAAGAAGCAGACGGAGGAGGCCAAAGAGAAGGAAGACAAGGAGAAGGAGGCCGAUGACAAAAAUGAGGCGGAGGGCAACAAGGUGUCUACCGGAGAGGUCGAGAGGAAGCGAAAGGCUUUAGAGGAGGCGACAAAGAAGGAUGCCAAAGGACACAUCCCCAUCGGAGGCAUCAGAAUGCCGGGCUUCCUUCAGAGGCGCUCCAAAGCAGAAAAGGGCAAGGAGCCGGACCCGGAGGAGGGGGUGGACCUGCUGGAGGAGCCCGGCGCCGGGGCGGGCGCGUCCAAGGGCGAGGGGGACGGGGAGGCGGCGCGCGAGGGCUUCGGGCCGCGGUGCCAGCGCAGCCUGCGCCGCAUGCUGCCCGCCAUGUCGUCACUGCCCAAGGUGACGCUGCCGCGAGGGGUGCCCGCCGUGCGCCCGCACCUCGCCAGUCUCAAGCUCGCCAACCCCUUCGCCAAGAAGAAGAAGGAGCGCGACGUGGAGGCCGGCCCCACCGUGACGAGCGAGGAGAACGCCGCCCCGGACGAGACGACACCCGUGCAGGAGGCCGAGCCCGGCGCCGGCGCCAACGAGAAGGAGAUCGCCAAGGCCAAAGAGGCGGGCGUCGAGAUCGUCCCGGACACGCUCAAGAACGGCAAGGACGUGGACGUGGACGGCAUGGAGACGGUGCAGCUGGACGCUGAGGAAAAGGGCGACCCGGAGAAGGGUGCCGCAGGGGGUGCCGAUGCUUCCAAGGACAUCCCACUGCUGGAGCGGAUCCGCGGCUACAAGCACAAGACUGUCGCGGGUGGCGUCAUUGCCUUCGUACUGGCGCUCAUCAUCAUCGUCUCGAUCGCGGUCUCUGGUCCUCACCACGACUUCGCCAAGGGGCCGAUUGCGGACGGCAAGUUUGCUACGGCCACGGUCUCCUGCGGGCUCGUUCAAGGUAUCUUGGAAAGUGGUGCAUACACAUUCAGGGGCAUUCCCUACGCUCGUCCUCCUGUGGGCAAAUUGCGCUGGCAGCCAGCCCAGCCCAUGAACAACUUGGAGCACUGCUGGAAUGGCACAUUCCCUGCCCACAAUUCUUCAAACUACUGCUGGCAAAUCUUCCCUGAAGAUCAAUCAAUGAAUGGUGCUGAAGACUGUCUGACUCUUGAUGUCUUCACCCCUCAAGUGAGCUUUGAAAAUCCUCUUCCAGUUGUUGUAGUGGUGGGCUCCUCUCAUAUGACAGGAGGCUCAACUACACCGCUACUGCAGCCAACAGCAAAACUCUCUCGCGCAAAAGAAGUUGUAUUUGUACGCCCAAACUUCCGACUUGGGGUUUUAGGAUUCCUUACUACCAAUGCUCUGACCAAAUCAACAUACCCUCCAACAAGUGGCAACUAUGGCUUAUCUGAUAUCAAACUAGCUUUAGAAUGGGUGAAGCAAAAUAUUGAAGCAUUUGGAGGUGACCCCAAAUCUGUCACUGUUCUUGGAUAUCGGGCUGGUGCAACAUUAGUCACUGCUCUUACGUCUUCACCUGCUGCUAAAGGUUUGAUGAAGCGUGUUUGGGUGACCAGUGGAUCAGCUGACUUCCCUGGAAGGCCUUUGUCAGAAUCACAAACUGAUUCCUCACCUUUCCUAGCUCGCUUGCAACGGUUUUGCACUGAGGAUAGAAACUCCUCAAUCUCUGGAAUAACUGCAGACUGCUUGCGUUCCAUUGAAGUGGAAGAUCUGUUGGACGCUAUGCCAAAUGAAUGGAGACCAUCAAUGCCUGACCUUCCAGCUCCCGUUGGUACAGCUGGUAUGCCAAGCACUCAUCAGUGGCUUGCAUUAGAUGGUGACAUUCUGCGAACACAUCCCUCUGAAGUUUGGGAAAAAUGGGAAAAUGAAGGCAGCCCUCUACAGAUUGUUAUUGGUGCCACUGCUCAUUCUGAUGCUACUGUUGAACUUUACCGCAAUCUGUCUGAUGCCUCCUCCAAUAAUGCCAAUGUCAAUGAGCAAAACAUUAUUAACCACAUUGAGCACAGUGUUCUGGGUGAACUGAAUCUGACAAAGGAGGCUAUAAACCGUUACAAUGCAACAUGGCCAGGUUUGGCUGCGAUUGUCUCUGAUAUUCGGACUGUCUGUCCUCUCAAUGUCCUCGCUACCAAAAUGCCAUCAGCAUACUUCUAUGUGACAACUUUCCCAAUCAGUGGUUAUAAGGGAUGCGGGAGGGGCCGAUGGUCUGAUGCUCCUAAACGAUUAAGUGGAAAGACAAAGUGGCCUGCCCCACCGCUGGGCUGUGAAGUUUCCAAGUCUGAUGAUGAACUUCAGUACCAAGAACCACUGGCUGAGCUGGGUAUUGAUGUGGCUGCCAUUAUGGGUCGAGUGGAAGGAGCUACUCCUGAGGAACGCAGAUACAUUACAGCUAUGCAACAGUUGUUCUAUCAGUUUGUACGAUUCGGCGAGUUGCACCACAGCAGUGAUAGCUACACUGGACGUAUCCUAGUAGUUGAUCAAGACACACUUCCCAAAGUUGAAUAUCCCAACUGUAACUUCUGGAUUCAAAAGGAUGUUGUUCCAAGGUUUGGUCAUCGUAAUUAGUGAAUUUCUUUUUCUUCAAAGAAGUUCCACUAGAAUUGUGUGAUUUGUCUUCUUUGCCAAAGACGAUUUUUCCUCCCCCAUUUUUUCGCCAUAUUUGAUCAAGUGCUCUAAUGUUUUCAUUUUUACACUAGUUUUAGAUGACAUAAGUUCUAUGUCAUACUAUUCAUAUUAGUCUUUGGCUGUUUCUUCUCCAAAUUGGUCUGCGCCAAAACAGACAUUGACUGUUUAUGGCAAGGUCUUUUAAUCAAGAGAUCAUUUAAGUCAGUCUUUUUCAUUCGUUCCAUAGUAUUCUCCACUACUCAAUAUUUGUUGGUUCCGUUUACAGUAAUCCUCCCUCUUAAUUGUGGUGAAAUUCAAUACUAAACAUAUCAUGUUUUAGUCCAAUAAACUCCUCACCACAAACAAAGUUAAAUCAUACUGCUACUGAAUGUGUGAAUAUUCUCCCAUUGACAUCACAUAUACUUAUUGCAGUUUUGAUUCUAUUAAAAGUCUGACAGAAACAAAAGACAUGUUAAAUUUAUUAUUUUGAGUUAUUAUCUGCAAUGUAAAUUUGCACAUGUGUAAAUGUGAUUUUUUAUUAUUUUUUUUGCUGUGUGUCUGUGUGUGUGUAUGUGUGUACGUCUGGAUUUGGUAUGGAAAUGUGAGUGAUAAAAUGUAUUGAAUUGAAUUUUGAUGUGAAAUGAUGGAAGCGUACUGUUAAUCAUUUGCAGGUGUGGAUGUCUCUUUUUAAGUUUUAGUUUGUUAACAAAGUUGCCUUAAGAAAAAUGCUGCUUUACAAUGUAAGGGUACAGAUUUCUUUUUGUUCACUCUGGGCUUUCUAAUUGUGAUUUUGAUGAGUCAAUUUCAUUAAGGUUUACUUUAUGGUGUGUGUAUCCAAAGAAUGUCUUGUCUAUGGCACAUACUCCCUGACUGAAAAUGAUAGCCACUUUUACCCUGCAAACACAAGGAUGUUUUAAACUUGAGACUGAAUUACAGUUUAUAGAUUAAACCUGCUCAAACUGAAACUUGGUUCAAUUUUAUGCCAUUUUAUGUGUGGUCACGGCAUGGUUUGGUAAAUUAUUAAUCACUUGGAAAUUGCAGUUUAGAUGCUAUCAACUUGUACUUAACUGUUUGAAUAAUUUUGAUUUUGAUUCCAGAACCUUCUUGCUUUUUUCUUAAGUUACAUGCUGUUUUCUUACGCAUUACUAUAUAUAGCCAAAGGCAAGAACUUUCAGUUUUGAUAUUAUAGAUCAUUCAUUAUAUACCAAGUGUUUUGACUUUGUUUUUUAAAACAAUAUGGAAUAUGAUUUAUGAUUAUAGCUGACAACUUAUGUAAAUUAAUGUUUCUUUUGUAAAGUGCAGUCAGUCAACGUAAUCAUGUACUUCCAACUUUACUGUAGUCGUAUUCUAGCUGGUCUGCUGCUUUGUAUAGAUGGCAUUAGAAGCUUGUCCUUUCCAGUACUCAAGUAGAAUUUGAUCGCUCCAGUGUAUUAAAUUUUGUAAUUCCUAAUUAAUUACAAUUAUUGACAGGAAUUCUUGCUUGUUUCUGAACUGGUGCUGAGCUUCAAAUGAUUUAUUUGGUUGAAGAGAGCUAUCUUCUGUUCUUCCUGUGUAAGAUGAGGCAACUUAAACCAUUGACAAUGCAGUCUAGUUUAUUUAUGUUUAUGUAUAUGUAGUUGUAUUUGUUUUUUCCAGUCAAAGGUAAAAAAAACAGCUUAGGUUUAAAUUUUUUGAAUUAGUUUUUCUUGUGAUAUAAUGACCCAUGAACUGAAGAGAAUUAAGAUGAUACUGUACUCGAAAAGUCUAUUUCUUCCGCCAACUUACCUUUCUGUAUCUUUUAUGUUCUAGAAAUGUCCAAAGAAUGAAUUUUGUCCAGUAAGGACUUUUAAACCUGUAUUCUUGCACUAAUUAAUUUACUUCAUGACAGUGAAUUGCCAUGUAUUCUGAUCCUCAGUUGACUGAUUUGACAUUAAAUUUUUUUAAGCUCUCUUCUUA